Physella acuta is the source of this 3535-nucleotide messenger RNA. Its product is annotated as zinc finger protein 780A. The record is from RefSeq and is a predicted model, not a curated record. Gene Ontology annotation, molecular function: RNA polymerase II cis-regulatory region sequence-specific DNA binding; DNA-binding transcription factor activity, RNA polymerase II-specific. Gene Ontology annotation, cellular component: transcription regulator complex; chromatin; PcG protein complex. Lineage: Eukaryota; Metazoa; Mollusca; Gastropoda; Physidae. Gene Ontology annotation, biological process: regulation of transcription by RNA polymerase II.
UUUUGUAAGGUUUUUUUCCUACAAGCUCUAAUAAAUUUUGUACGGUAUUUAGACCAUAGCUAAACUAUGCGGAGACAAUCUAAAAUUCCGUAGUUUAGAUUUACCCAAACAAAAAUGGCAGAUGUUAUAGAUCUAGACGUGGAAGAUGAAAAUAUUUUAACUAGUAUCUUUAAAGAUUCCUUUCCAGUUCAUUUAUAAGAAGCAGCAUGGGAGAGGCAACUGCUGAUUUAGAUUUACAGUCUGAUGAGUUUAAAGAAUUUUCAAAUUCUGAAGACGUGAAGCCACUUCUAUCUACAGUAUUUUCAACUUCUUCUGACAUAAAAACAGAAUUAUCAUUUUUAACUUUCCGUGAUAUCAAACCAAACAUGACAUUUAUAAAUUCACAGAAUGAUAAAACCGUUGUUACGCCAGAUUUUUCAUCUUCUACAGACACAAAGUCAGAAUGUACAACAUUUUCCUCUUUUGAUGAUGUAAAACACCAUAUGACAUUUCUAACUUCUCAAGAUAAAACAACAGGAUUUUUAAUUUUUAAAGAUAUGGAACCUGCUGUAUCAGCAGUAUGUACAAGAUCUGAAAUUAUAAAACCAGAAUUAGAAACUUUAUCAACUAGUGAAGAUAUAAAACCAGAAUUAGAAACUUUAUCAACUACUGAAGAUACAAUUCCAGAAUUAGAAAAUAUAUCAACUAGUGAAGAUCUAAAACGAGAAUUAGAAACUUUAUCAACUAGCGAAGAUAUAAUAACAGAAUUAGAAACUUUAUCAACCAACAUAGAUAUAAAACUAGAUUUAUGGACAAAAUUUUUAGAUUCUGAGGACAAACAACAAAAUGGACUUGAAGAAAAGCUAAAACUCUCUGAAGACAAAACAUAUCUGUCUGUUGAUCAUCAUGAACAGUUUUUUCAAAGAUCUAACUUGAAUAAACAAGCUCAAGUAGGGGAGAGGCCACUUGAAUGUGAUGCUUGUAAUAAUAGGUUUUCAGAUAGUUCUAGGUUAAGUAAACAUAAAAAAAUUCAUUCAGGAGAUAAGCCUCAUGAAUGUGCUGUUUGUCAUAAAAAGUUUUCAUAUAGUUCUAAUUUAUAUACACACAAAAGAGUUCAUUCAGGAGAUAAACAAUUUGAAUGUGAUGUUUGUCAUAAAAAGUUUUCUCAGAGUUCUAGUUUAUAUAGACACAAAAGAGUUCAUUCAGAAAAUAAACCAUUUGAAUGUGAUGUUUGUCAUAAAAAGUUUUCACAUAGUGCUAAUUUAUAUGCACACAAACAAGUUCAUUCAGAAGAUAAACAAUUUGAAUGUGAUGUUUGUCAUAAAAAGUUUUCUCAGAGUUGUAGUUUAUAUAGACACAAAAGAGUUCAUUCAGGAGAUAAACCAUUUGAAUGUGAUGUUUGUCAUAAAAAGUUUUCAUAUAGUUAUAGUUUAUAUACACACAAACAAGUUCAUUCAGAAGAUAAACCAUUUGAAUGUGAUUAUUGCCAUAAAUAUUUUUCUAGAAAAAAUAAAACAGUCCAUACUGGAGAUAAGCCAGAUGAAUGUGAUGAUUGCCAUAAAUAUGUUUCUAAAAUAAAGCGUCUCCCGACAUAUUGGCUCCCGAUAUAAGUGCUCAAGACAAAUCGGCUCACGUUAUAUUGGCUUUUGACAAAAUGACUCCCGACAUAUUGGCUCCAGACCAAUGAAUGGCAUGACCACUAUUGGCAUAAAAGUAACGAUUUUGUCCUACCUCCAAUACCACUAUAUACUCUUUUAAAUGCCCGAAUGAAAUUGUUUUUCAUGAACCAACAUUAAUUCACAAACACAGCGAGCCCUUAACAGCUAAAUUUCACCAAUUCUAAAGUUUUGAUAAUGUUUAAUUUACAACAGAAAAGAUCUGUUGCUUAAAAGCGAGCACAUAAGUGUAAAUGUACGAUAUAUGUAUAUUUAUGUAUAUUUAUGUGUAUAUAUAUGUGUGUAUAUGUAUAUAUAUUUAUGUGUAUAUUUAUGUGUAUAUAUAAGUGUAUAUAUGUUGGCUGGUAUCCUAAUGUUGGCUGGUUAUUGAAUAGUUGUCAAAGGUUGCUUGUUUUUUGUGUGUAGUUAUAUUCGUGGUUGGUCGUAGCUGGAUCGGGGUAAUGGUCCCCCCUCCCCUUCUCUCAAGACGCCGCCCGGUUCUCACGGCACUGGGUUCUGGCAGGGUGUGACGGUGUCACGGAUAAUUUACGAGGUUCACAGUCGUGGAUUGUGACCGGACCCUAGGUGUGUGCAUGCUUUGUGUUCAAUUUUAUGUCCUGUCUCCCCAAUGGUCGUCUGCUUAAAUUUACGACCGUAAGGUCGCGACGGUCAGUUCUUGUCAAACAGGUGGUCGGAAAGUAUGGGAAAAAGUUUGUUUGGAUUCAGCCUAUUUAAGAGGACUGUGUUCAGACCUCUGUCUCUUACACACCAAGCUAGGGCUAUAGACCAGUCUAGGCCUUAUUAUGGCCGCAGAGGCUGGUUUAGUGGCCCAGCUGAGGUAUUGUUGAUAUGGCCUGGUGUUUACACCAGCGGCCCAACACCUUGUUCCAGUGGCCCGAUAUUAUGCUCCUGGCCUGAUGUCUCCUUCUUGUGGCCCGAUAUUAUGCUCAUGGCCUGAUGUCUCGUUCUUGUGGCCCGAUAUUAUGCUCGUUGCCUGAUGUCUCGUUCUUGUGGCCUGAUAUUAUGCUCGUUGCCUGAUGUCUCGAUCCAGUGGCCAGAUGUUUGUUUUGGAGGACGGAUAUGUUGUCCUUGUGGCUGGGGAAUCACCCUGCCUUUUGUGUGUGACGAACCGGGUCAUUUAAGGAACUCGUAUAAAUUCUUGAAAGGAUAAAAUUGUGGUUGUAUAUAAAAAUGUGAUUUAUUUUUUUUUACAUGUAUUAAGAAUUCGAGGGAUGUUUCCUUGAUUAUGAAAACUGGCCAGGUCUUAUUUGUAUCCUUUUGUUUUUUGCUGGUAAAAUACAUUUUUGCGAAGUAGGAUGAAGUUAAAUAACUGCAUUAACUGGGUGUUUAUCAAGUUUUAUUUUUAGUGUAAAAUUAAUGUUGUAUUUGUUUAGAUGUUAAUAGUUUUGCUCAGGUCUAUUAGACUCCUUUGUCACCACGCAAAGGUGCACGGAUUUGAGAGAAUAAUGGUCAAUACCAUCUUACCAUGUAUUAAGAAUACGAGGGAUGUUUCCUUGAUUAUGAAAACUGGCCAGGCCUUAUUUGUAUCCUUUUGUUUUUUGCUCGUAAAAUACAUUUUUUGUGAAGUAGGAUGAAGUUAAAUAAAUGCAUUAACUGGUUGUUUACCAAGUUUUUUUUUUAGUGUAAAAUUAAUGUUGUAUUUGUUUAGAUGUUAAUUAGUUUUGCUCAGGUCUAUUAGACUCCUUUGUCACCACGCAAAGGUGCGCGGAUUUGAGAGAAUAAUGGUCAAUACCACCUUACCAUGUAUUAAGAAUUCGAGGGAUGUUUCCUUGAUUAUGAAAACUGGCCAGGCCUUAUUUGUAUCCUUUCGUUUUUUGCUUGUAAAAUACCUUUUUUGUGAAGUAGGAUGAAGUUAAAUAAAUGCAUUAACUGGUUGUUUA